Drosophila serrata is the source of this 344-nucleotide messenger RNA. RefSeq lists its product as uncharacterized. Lineage: Eukaryota; Metazoa; Arthropoda; Insecta; Diptera; Drosophilidae. The record is from RefSeq and is a predicted model, not a curated record.
UUAAAAACAGAGUGUGUCAUAGAAAACCUAAUAAAAACACCUUUAGGGGGAAUCGGCAGAUAAAUGCAAAAUAUGCCUGUUUUGGAGCACAUUGAUGCAAUGUCCACGUCACCGACUCCACCAGCUGGAAACCCCGCGGCGCCGGCAGACGCCGAGGCCCCGCCCCAGGCGGCCCGAGAACUGACGCAGACAGAUCAUCUGAAUAGGCGCCUGCUUAAGUCGCUCCUGGUCAACAUGCAAAAUGCCACCGGUGGAGUUUCGUCCGACAACGAGGACGGUUCCAACGAAGAGUCGAACAACGAAUUCGAAGAAUAAAUCCGUUUAUUUAUGUACAGUAAAGCUAG